AUGGGUGUCACCAAGGAAUUGAUCAAGGCAGGCGAUGGCCAGACCCGUGCAAAGGCCGGUGAUACCAUUCUCAUGGAGUACACUGGCAAGCUCGAGAAUGGCACUCAAUUCGACUCUUCGGUCGGCCGUGGUGACUUUGAGACUUCCAUUGGAACUGGUCGUGUCAUCAAGGGCUGGGACGAGGGCGUCCUGAGCGUCGACGGCGGCAUGACUCUUGGCGAGAAGGCCAAGUUGACCAUUACUGGUGACUACGCCUACGGUGACCGCGGAUUCCCAGGCCUCAUCCCACCAAAUGCUACUCUCAUCUUCGACGUCGAGCUCAAGGGCAUCAACGGCAAGAAAGCAUAG
Messenger RNA from Ramularia collo-cygni, 348 nucleotides. Its product is annotated as probable Peptidyl-prolyl cis-trans isomerase. Lineage: Eukaryota; Fungi; Ascomycota; Dothideomycetes; Mycosphaerellales; Mycosphaerellaceae. The record is from RefSeq and is a predicted model, not a curated record. The coding region runs from base 1 to 348 and encodes 115 amino acids. Gene Ontology annotation, molecular function: peptidyl-prolyl cis-trans isomerase activity. The transcript has 5 exons.